Pelobates cultripes (western spadefoot toad) is the source of this 954-nucleotide messenger RNA. NCBI's taxonomy places the organism in Eukaryota, Metazoa, Chordata, Amphibia, Anura, Pelobatidae. The record is from the annotation of a GenBank genome assembly.
AUGUGGCAAGUUCUUAAAGAGAUGGGAGUACCAGAUCAUUUCAUCCGCCUCCUGAGGAAUCUGUAUGUGGACCAAGAAGCCACAGUCAGAACCGAACAUGGGAUAACAGAAUGGUUCAAGAUCGGGAAAGGAGUGCGACAAGGCUGUAUAUUGUCACCUUAUUUAUUCAACUUAUAUGCGGAAUACAUAAUGCGUAAGGCUUGGCUGGAUGAAUCCAAAGCCGGAAUCAAUAUUGCUCGAAGAAAUAUCAACAACCUCAGAUACGCGGAUGAAACUACUCUGAUGGAUAAAAGUCAGGAAGAACUAGAGGACCUAUUGAUGAGGGUAAAAAAAAAGCUCAACGUUAAAAAGAUCAUGGCAAACAGCAAUCUCAGUUUCUGACAAAUAAAUGGUGGUGAAGUGGAGGCAGUGACAGAUUUUAAUUUUCGGGGAUCCAAGAUCUCUUCAGAUGGUGACUGUAGUCAUAUAAUUUAAAGAUGUUUGCUUCUGGGGAGGAAAGCUAUGGCAAUCUUGGACAAGCUUGUAAAUACUAAAGAUAUCACACUAUCAACUAAGGUCUGCAUAGUCAGAACUAUGGUAUUCCCAGUAGUAACCUACGGAUGCGAGAGUUGGACUAUAAAGAAGAGUGAGUGUCUUAGAAUUGAUGCCUUUGAACUGUGGUGUUAGCGAAAACUACUUAGAAUCCCUUGGAUUGCAAGAAGAUCCAAUAAAUCCGUACUACAUGAAAUCAAGAAACACUGUUCACGGAAAGCUAUGAUCAUGAGGCUGAAGCUCAAAUAUUUUGGCCAUAUAAUGAGAAGGCAGGAUUCUCUAGCGAAGACUCUGAUGCUGGGAAAGAUUGAAGGCACACGAAGAAGGGGACGACAGAGACGGAGAUGGAUAGAUGAGGUCACUGAAGCCACGAACAUGAAGUUAUAUGAACUCAGAGGGACAGUGACUGACAGAUGUACCUGA